Molecule: messenger RNA, 1931 nt
Organism: Ipomoea nil (Japanese morning glory)
Lineage: Eukaryota; Viridiplantae; Streptophyta; Magnoliopsida; Solanales; Convolvulaceae
Product: purine-uracil permease NCS1
Exons: 2
Coding region: 92-1813 (573 amino acids)
Biological process (GO): nucleobase transport; transmembrane transport
Cellular component (GO): plasma membrane
Molecular function (GO): nucleobase transmembrane transporter activity
Source: RefSeq, a predicted model, not a curated record
UUAUGGCGAUAGGCGACCACUCAUCUUCUAUCUCUAAUUGCCUGAACUGAUCCCAUAGAAUCUUCCCAAAUCUGAAUCUCUUUUAAGAAGCAUGGUCUCGAAAUGUCUCAGCUUCCAUCUUCAUCUUCAUCAACCCAACCGUGACUCUAUCCCUGCAAUUUUCUCCAAACCCAAACGCCAUUUCCAAACCAUUACACCUACCAAAUUGAUUUCGACACCGGAACAAGGAGCCCGCCGUUCUUUCAAAAAAGCAUGUCAGCCCACCACUACUCCCAUGGCGUCCCCAUCAAGUCAACCUCCCCAGUUCACAUCUCAAUUUGCCGACGAUGCUCUCGUCGUUGACCCAGAUCCCACUCUCGCCAACGAUGACCUCCGGCCGACGACGUCCGCGGAGCGGACGUUCUCCGGCUGGGAAAUGGCCAGCCUGUGGAUUGGACUGGUUGUCGGCGUGCCGACGUAUUACCUCGCCGGCAGCCUAGUCGAUCUCGGCAUGGCGUGGUGGCAAGGGAUCGCCACCGUCGUAGUGGCCAAUGUGGUCACAAUGGUGGCGCUAGUCCUCACCGGUCACGCCGGCACGCGCUACGGCGUUCCCUUUCCGGUGCUGGCACGGUCCUCCUUCGGAAUCCGUGGGGCCCACAUCCCCACCUUGCUGCGGGCACUGGUUGGAUGUGGAUGGUAUGGGAUUGAGACUUGGAUUGGUGGGGAAGCCAUUUUCCUGCUCUUACCAAGAAUCAUAAAGGAAUCAUCACUCUCUCAACCUUUAACAUGGCUGGGCACUUCUCCUCUUGAAUUUGCAUGUUUUAUUGCAUUUUGGUUAGCCCAGUUGGGAUUUGUGUGGAAUGGGAUUGAUGGGAUUAGAGAGGUAGAGAAAUACUCAGCCCCAAUACUGAUGGCACUCACUUCUUGCCUUCUCAUUUGGUCAUAUGUGAAAGCUGGUGGGUUUGGCCACAUGCUUUCUUUGUCCUCUAGGCUCACAUCUUCACAGUUUUGGUCUCUUUUCUUCCCUUCCCUAACAGCCAACAUUAGCUUCUGGGCAACUUUAGCACUGAACAUCCCUGAUUUCACAAGAUAUGCAAAAUCCCAGAGAGAUCAGGUGAUUGGGCAAGCUGGUCUCCCAGUUUUCAUGGGGCUGUUCACAUUUGUAGGUCUAGCAGUGACAUCCUCAACAAAAGUGAUCUUUGGGGAAGUGAUUUCCAGCCCCAUUCAGCUCCUGGGACAAAUUGGUGGGUUCUGGACUAUGAUUGUUGCAAUUCUUGGAAUCAGCCUUGCCAUAAUCACCACAAACAUAGCUGCAAACGUUGUCGCACCCGCUAACGCUUUGGUUAACCUUAGCCCUUCAAGAUUCACCUUCAGGAGAGGGGCAGUGUUGACAGCUUUGCUUGGGAUUGCUUUUCAGCCAUGGAGGCUGCUCAAGUCAAGUGAGAGCUUUGUGUACACAUGGCUGGUGGGGUAUUCUGCUCUUUUGGGGCCUAUUGGGGGCAUAGUUUUGACAGAUUAUUAUCUCAUCAAGGGAAUGGAUUUAAAGAUCAAGGAGCUAUACUCUUUGAAUCCCAAAGGGGAAUACUAUUACUCCAAUGGAUACAAUUUUGCAGCAUUCCUGGCUUUGGUCAUUGGGAUUUUGCCUGUGAUUCCAGGCUUCUUGCAGAAUGUUGGGGUUUUGAGGUCCAUUCCUAGGGUGUUCACUGAAAUUUACAACAAUGCUUGGUUCUUUAGCUUCUUUUCUGCUGGAGCUAUUUAUUGGAUUUUGUCACUCUUGAGUGGCAGAAAUAGAAAUCAAGAAUCUAUAGAGCCCCUUUUACCCAAUACACCAUAGUGUUCAUUGUUUCCAACUUUCAAUUUUCUAUUACUUUUUACUGUAAAUUUCCUUGUGGUUAUUUCUUGUUGGAAUUGUAUCACUUUACAGAAAAGAAACCUUGUUCAUGGUUUUGCUU